Messenger RNA from Lagenorhynchus albirostris (white-beaked dolphin), 3198 nucleotides. It is a transcript of the gene INTS8, whose product is annotated as integrator complex subunit 8. Lineage: Eukaryota; Metazoa; Chordata; Mammalia; Artiodactyla; Delphinidae. Gene Ontology annotation, biological process: snRNA 3'-end processing. Bases 125 to 3112 code for a protein of 995 amino acids. Gene Ontology annotation, molecular function: protein binding. Gene Ontology annotation, cellular component: integrator complex. The record is from RefSeq and is a predicted model, not a curated record. The transcript has 27 exons.
UUCCGGGACGCUCCGAGUGCGUCCUAGGUCUCGGGGGUUUCGCAGAUCACAGGCCCAGGGCCCGCGUCCGAGUGUCAGGUUGGAGCCGGGAAACGUCCCAGGGGGUAGCGGCGGCGGGGGCAGGAUGAGCGCGGAGGCGGCGGACCGGGAGGCGGCCACCUCCAGCCGGCCCUGCACCCCGCCGCAGACCUGCUGGUUCGAGUUCCUGCUGGAGGAGUCGCUGUUGGAGAAACAUCUGCGCAAGCCCUGCCCGGAUCCUGCACCAGUUCAACUUAUAGUCCAGUUUUUGGAACAGGCUUCUAAACCUUCAGUUAAUGAACAGAACCAAGUUCAACCUCCACCUGAUAACAAGAGAAAUCGUAUUUUAAAGCUUCUUGCUCUUAAAGUUGCUGCACAUUUGAAGUGGGACUUAGACAUAUUAGAGAAAAGUUUGUCUGUUCCAGUAUUGAAUAUGUUACUAAAUGAACUGCUGUGCAUCAGUAAAGUUCCUCCCGGAACAAAGCACGUAGACAUGGAUCUGGCCACUUUACCUCCAACCACUGCCAUGGCUAUACUUCUCUACAAUAGAUGGGCAAUUAGGACAAUUGUUCAAAGUAGUUUUCCUGUCAAACAACCAAAACCUGGACCUCCUCAGUUAAGUGUUAUGAAUCAGAUGCAACAGGAGAAAGAGCUAACAGAAAAUAUUUUGAAAGUGCUAAAAGAACAAGCUUCUGAUUCUAUCUUGGUACUAGAGGCAGCCCUUAAAUUAAACAAGGAUCUUUAUGUCCACACGAUGAGAACGCUAGAUUUAUUGGCCAUGGAGCCAGGCGUGGUAAAUGGAGAGACUGAGAGUUCCACUGUUGGAUUGAAAAUCAAAACCGAGGAGAUGCAGUGCCAGGUGUGUUAUGAUUUGGGUGCAGCAUACUUCCAGCAAGGCUCUACAAAUCCAGCUGUCUAUGAAAAUGCCAGAGAAAAAUUUUUUAGAACCAAAGAACUAAUUGCAGAGAUAGGUUCAUUAUCUCUUCAUUGUACCAUAGAUGAGAAGCGGUUAGCUGGCUAUUGUCAAGCGUGUGGUGUUCUUGUACCUUCUUCUGAUAGUGCAUCUCAGCAAUUGACUCCAUAUAGUCAAGUCCAUAUUUGUUUGAGAUCUGGCAACUAUCAGGAGGUAACAAAGAUUUUCGCUGAAGACAAUUUAACCUUCAGUUUACCUGUGCAGUUCCGGCAGUCAGUCCUAAGAGAGCUCUUUCAGAAAGCUCAACAGGGAAAUGAAGCUCUAGAUGAAAUCUGUUUUAAAGUCUGUGCCUGUAACACAGUCCGUGAUAUAUUGGAAGGUAGAGCGAUUGGUGUUCAAUUUAACCAGCUAUUUCUUAGACCUAAUAAAGAGAAAAUAGACUUUCUUCUUGAGGUAUGUUCAAGAUCAAUAAAUUUAGAAAAAGCUUCAGAUUCUUUGAAAGGAAACAUGGCUGCUUUUCUAAAGAAUGUGUGUCUGGGGUUGGAAGACCUGCAGUAUGUUUUCAUGAUUUCUUCACAUGAGCUUUUCAUUACAUUGUUGAAAGAUGAAGAACGAAAGCUACUGGUUGAUCAGAUGAGGAAGAGAUCCCCUAGAGUAAAUCUGUGCAUUAAACCAGUAACUUCAUUUUAUGAUAUCCCAGCCUCAGCAAGUGUCAACAUUGGCCAGUUGGAGCAUCAGCUGAUAUUGUCAGUAGAUCCCUGGAGGAUUCGACAGAUUUUAAUUGAAUUACAUGGUAUGACUUCAGAGCGCCAAUUCUGGACCGUGUCUAAUAAGUGGGAAAUACCUUCUGUCUAUAGUGGUGUUAUCCUGGGAAUCAAAGACAAUUUAACAAGAGAUUUGGUUUACAUUCUAAUGGCCAAAGGUUUACACUGCAGUACUGUUAAGGACUUUACCCAUGCUAAACAGCUAUUUGCUGCUUGUUUGGAGUUGGUGACAGAAUUCUCACCAAAACUUCGUCAGGUCAUGCUGAAUGAGAUGCUGCUUUUGGAUAUUCAUACACAUGAAGCUGGAACAGGGCAAUCUGGAGAGAGACCGCCUUCUGAUCUUAUUAGUAGGGUGCGAGGAUAUCUAGAAAUGAGGCUUCCUGAUAUUCCUCUUCGUCAAGUUAUUGCCGAGGAGUGUGUUGCUUUUAUGUUAAACUGGAGGGAAAAUGAAUACCUUACCCUGCAAGUUCCUGCAUUUCUGCUUCAGAGUAAUCCAUAUGUAAAGCUUGGACAGCUUUUAGCAGCUACAUGCAAAGAACUUCCAGGCCCUAAAGAAAGUAGGCGGACUGCUAAAGACCUUUGGGAAGUUGUUGUUCAGAUCUGUAGUGUGUCCAGUCAACACAAACGAGGAAAUGAUGGCAGAAUUAGUUUAAUAAAGCAGAGGGAGUCUACGUUAGGUAUAAUGUAUCGGAGUGAACUGCUUUCUUUUAUCAAAAAAUUACGGGAACCGUUGGUUUUGACUAUUAUUUUAUCACUCUUUGUGAAACUUCACAAUGUUCGGGAGGACAUUGUGAAUGAUAUUACAGCUGAACACAUUUCUAUCUGGCCGUCCUCCAUCCCCAACCUCCAGUCCGUGGACUUUGAAGCCGUGGCUAUCACAGUGAAAGAGCUAGUUCGGUAUUCCCUCAGUAUAAACCCAAACAACCAUUCCUGGUUAAUUAUUCAGGCAGACAUUUAUUUUGCAACAAAUCAGUAUUCGGCAGCUCUUCACUAUUACCUCCAGGCAGGAGCGGUGUGUUCUGAUUUCUUUAAUAAGGCUGUGCCCCCAGAUGUUUAUACAGACCAGGUAAUAAAACGAAUGAUAAAGUGCUGUUCUUUGCUGAAUUGCCACACACAGGUGGCAAUUUUAUGUCAGUUCCUCAGAGAGAUUGACUACAAAACAGCCUUUAAAUCACUGCAGGAACAAAACAGUCAUGAUGCUAUGGACUCCUACUAUGACUACAUAUGGGAUGUUACCAUUUUGGAAUACUUGACUUAUCUUCAUCACAAAAGAGGAGAAACAGAUAAAAGACAAAUUGCGAUCAAAGCCAUCGGCCAGACAGAAUUGAACGCGAGCAACCCAGAAGAAGUGUUACAGCUGGCAGCGCAGAGAAGGAAAAAAAAGUUUCUUCAAGCAAUGGCAAAACUUUACUUUUAAGCAGUUAGUUAAAAUUUUUUAACUUUUAUUUUUUAAACAAUGGGCUAAAAAUAAACAGUAUUAAAAGAUUAAGUUUAUAUAAUACA